AUGGCUGAACUCGGGAAAAACCUUAGCGUACUGCUGGAAAAUGCAACAAAGAACCUCUCGUCAACGGUCAAUGAGGCCAUCCAGAACAAGAAUGUGAAACUGCCCUCGGGAUUGAACGCCUUUCUCUCCAAUGGCCACGCGCAAAAUCUAGAGCUCACAUCCUCGCAAGUUAUCGAAGGGCUCAAUUCUUCAUCAGACAAGGAAAUCCAAACAUCCCUCAAGUACCUGGUGCGAUUGAUGACCACUAAACCGAACUCAGAACCUGAACUGCUGCAAUACUUCCCCCACGUCAUCAAAAAUAUCACCUCCAACAAUCUCAGGACCAAACGCCUGGUCUAUAUGAUCCUUUUGCGAUAUAACCAUAUGCAACAGGACAUUGCUCUACUUUCAAUAAAUGCUAUCCAAAAAUCGCUUACAGACAAAAACUGCAUCAACAGAGCUCUAGCUAUCAGGACGCUGAGCGGAAUCCGUAUCCCGGCAAUCCUGCCGAUCUUGGUCUUGUCGAUAAAACGGACGAUUUCUGAUUCAUCGCCUCUUGUGCGCUCCGCUACUGCCGUGGCUAUUACCAAAUGCUUUCUGCUAGAUUCCGGCUUCAACAGACACCGCGAUGUGACUUCUGCCCUGAAAGACGAAUCAAGCAUCCCAGCACAACUGUACAAUUUCCUGGCAGUUCUUUUGAGCGACACCGAUCCGAGAGUACUAAGUUCUGCGCUCAAUUGCUUCUACACCAUCUUCCCUGGAUAUAUGGAUUUAAUUCAUCCGAGAUUCACUCAUUUGGUGUCCAAGCUCACAGAGCUUGAAGAUUACUCGAAAGUCAUCUUGAUUGAUCUAGCCACAGAUUACGCCCGCCUGUACCUUCCCAAGCCGAUGGAGGAUGGUAUUGCAGUGGAACUGGCUCUUUUGGACUCCAAACUGCGCUCGCUCAUUUACUCUUCCUCUGCAAACGUCGUGCUUAGCCUAGUGCGCUUUUAUAUCAACGUGCUGCCGUUCAAGUUAGACGAAAUUCCACUGGCAAAAACGCUUGUCAAAUUUUUGGGUGACGACGAGGUGACUGUCUACGUGCUCAACGAGAUCGUGUAUUUGCUUGACCGGAAGCUGGUGAGUUUUUCAAACUCGCAGCUGUCAUACUUUGUGCCUCUUCCGAAUGAGCUACCUAAGAUCAGUGGAUUGAAAGUAUGCAUUUUGGUCAAGCUUCUCAGUGCGCAGAAUUUCGAUCAGAUUUUCGCAGAAUUGGUUUUCCUGCUAAACACGGCCUCCACACAGCUCAAACUAGCGGUAGUAAGGCUGCUCAAUCAUUACCACGGCACGCCAGAACAAACAGCCAGGAUCGGCCAGUUGUUCCUCUCGAGACUUGACUCCGAGACUGAAGAGCCUCUGGUCGCAGAGUAUGUGACAGGACUGCGGAUUAUGGUGCAAAAUGACCUCUUUGGAAACAUCGACGUGCUUACAAAGCUCACAGGAAAGCUGAUCAAUGAGAGCGAGCUUGCGCCAGUUGCCAGAGCUUCGAUCAUAUGGCUCGUGGGAGAGUUUUCGAACCAGCAAUACCGCGACGACAAAUCAUUAGCUUUAGGCAACUUCUUGCCCGAUCUUAUGCGAAUCCUUGUGCGGGGCUUUAGGGAACAGGAGUACGUGGUGAAAGUGGAGAUCUUAACUGCACUGACAAAAAUGGUGUCCAAAGAAUUGUAUGCCAGCAAGCAGCAAGGAGAAGAGUAUAACUACGAAAGUAUGAUAUGGAAGCUGUUCAACCUCGUAUUGCAGUUUACGAGGUAUGACUCCAGUGUCGAUCUACGGGAUAGGUCAAGGAUGAUUGGAUCAAUUCUUCCCAACCUGGUGUAUCUGGACGAAGACCUCAAUGCAACCACUGCUAUUGAAUUUCAGCAAUACUACGGGCAGAAAGCUUAUAUUCUGGAGAAGUGUGCCGAGAAACUUAAUGAAGUGGAGCUUUCUAUUUUGCUUUUUCAGACUUCAAAACCCACUCCUGUUUCCACUGACUCGUCGACAAACAACAACAGUGUAAGCAAAUACAACCAAGCUACGCCACAGAUGCUGAACCCUGAGCUCCUCGAAUACUACAACGAGCUGCGCGCACAGGAAUUUCAGCUGAAGGACUACAGCCAGCACAAGUCAAUUUCACACGCUGAAAAGCCGCCACUAGUGGUUAACUCUGCCACCACGAUAAAUACCGAACCGCGACAGAGCGCAAGAAAGUACAAGCUGCAGACCCUGGACGAUUUUCUGAAGGAGAAGGGUAAAACGAACGUGUUCGGAGGCGGCGGAGACGAAUCCGGACAGGAAGAAGAGGAAGACGAGGCGGACGAAUCGGCCGACGCUGACGACGAUGCGUACGAUUCCGAAUCUGAAAAAUCGAGCUGA
Messenger RNA from Ogataea haglerorum, 2373 nucleotides. RefSeq lists its product as uncharacterized. The record is from RefSeq and is a predicted model, not a curated record. Bases 1 to 2373 code for a protein of 790 amino acids. Lineage: Eukaryota; Fungi; Ascomycota; Pichiomycetes; Pichiales; Pichiaceae. The transcript has a single exon. Gene Ontology annotation, biological process: vesicle-mediated transport; intracellular protein transport. Gene Ontology annotation, cellular component: membrane coat.